AUGGCGAAUCCAAUUCAAGAGAUUGUGGAGAAGCAAGUUUUGACGGUGGCGAAAGCUAUGGAGGAUAAGCUUGACGAAGAGAUCGCGUCUCUUGAAAAGCUCGACGAAGACGAUCUAGAGGUUUUGAGAGAGAAAAGGUUACAACAGAUGAAGAAAAUGGCGGAGAAGAAGAAACGUUGGAUGAGUCAUGGACAUGGAGAAUAUUCCGAGAUCCAUUCAGAGAAAGACUUCUUCUCCGUUGUUAAAGCUAGCCAACGCGUCGUCUGCCAUUUCUACCGCGAGAAUUGGCCCUGUAAAGUGAUGGAUAAGCACUUGAGUAUAUUGGCAAAGGAACACAUUGAGACACGUUUCGUGAAGAUCCAAGCUGAGAAAAGUCCAUUCUUGGCUGAGAGGCUCAAGAUUGUUGUUCUUCCGACACUUGCCCUCAUCAAGAACACUAAAGUGGAUGAUUAUGUGGUUGGGUUCAAUGAGCUGGGAGGGAAAGACGAUUUCAGCACGGAGGAUCUGGAAGAGAGGUUAGGUAGAGCUCAAGUGAUACAUUACGAGGGAGAAUCAUCUCUUAAACCGAAGUCUACUACACAAACUAGGAGGAGCGUAAGGCAGAGUGCAGUUUCAGAUUCUGACUCGGAAUAA
Arabis nemorensis is the source of this 633-nucleotide messenger RNA. The record is from the annotation of a GenBank genome assembly. NCBI's taxonomy places the organism in Eukaryota, Viridiplantae, Streptophyta, Magnoliopsida, Brassicales, Brassicaceae.